GAUCAUAGCAGACGGUGUUUCAGGGAGGGACAGGUAGCUAAAAUGCCUAUGCGUGAAGUUCUGAUGAUGCGACCUGAGGAUGACUGCAAUGAUCUAUCAUCAUUUGAGAGUGAAGUGCGGGAAUGGGAAGAGGUCAAUCAUCGACUCCGCCAGAAUGGAUUUCCAAAAGUGAAGUUGCUGCAUCCAGAAGAUGUGUGCAUCUCAUCUGGUGAGGUCGUGUGUUUUGACUUGGCUACCAGUGAAUCACUAAGGGAGACCCUUGACUCUCUUAUGCAAGGCUCUGAUACAUCUGUGGUGGACAAGUACCAGACAAAAAUCAAAGAUCUCAAAAUUAUGCUCGAAUGUUCAAGAUCAAGAGUAAAGGAACUUGAAAAGGAGUUGCAGCGUUCGCCAGUGUACUCUCCUGAAGUGAAUAACCCCAACUAUAAGAGGCCUGCAUCGUCCACCGACCCCCACAGUAAGAAGCUCGAACUUCAGUGUCAGGAGAAAGACAUCCAGAUUGACAUGCUGCAGAGAAAAAUACACAAACUGGUCGAAGAGGAGAACAAAAGGCGGUUGCGACAGAACCAGGUUUUCCAGGAGUUCAAGAAGAGGACAUCUCGCGCCCACAGUGUCAUGGAUGAGAAAUUGCUGGAUGUUAUAGAUUCUUAUGAACAACAGGUGUGUUGUUUGCAGAAAGAGCUAUGCCAGUUCAAAAAAGGAGAACAUAGCGUUAAUGAUGACUUUCAGCAUUUUGAUGCCUCAAAUAAUAUGAAGGGAGUCAUCAAGUCCUUCGAGAAACAGCUUUGUGAAUGUCGGAAGAAGAUACACAAGUUGGAAGAUGAGAAGGAAAACCUGGUGCUGGACUUGGGAGGAAAACCAGAUUUGAAAGAAUAUCGAACAGCCACUCUUCGCAUGAAGAAACUAGAAAAGCUGCUUUCUCUUCACAACAUAAGUAUUCCUGGUGAAAAACAACACAAAGAUCCUUUUAGACUGAGGAAGAACUACUCCACCAGAGCAGAGGAGCUGAGUUGUCUCCCCUUAGACUUCUGUCGGCAUUACUUGAAGGAAAUUUGUAUUGAGUUGUCAGUAGACGAUGUCGAACAAAUCAUUCCGUGUCUUCAAAACCUGAAAGAUGAUGCGAAACAUUAUAGAAUGUAUGAAAAGUUCUGUGAACACAUACACGGGAUCAUCUCGAGCGUGCAGGGACACAGUCGGGGGAAACGACCACACCCGAAGCGGCAGCCUCUCUCUGAUUCACAGCUACAGUACAACCUCGAGAUUGUCGACAACUGGAAACAGGAUAUUGCAGCUCUGCAGGAGUUGCAGAGAACAUUAAAUUCGAUUUUGACUCACCUGGCUCCGUGGGCCAAAAUCCACUUCUCCGAGGACCACUCAGUCGGGCAGAUGGCACAGCUGUUAGACAGUCUAGCGUUUGAAGAACGAGGCAUCUUCAGAAAGAAGGCAAACAGCGAGCCGAUGUCGCGCACUCAGAUGGAGCACAUUGUAAACCACUUCCAGACUCUGUUUGAUGUGCCCAACAUCGAGGGGGUCUUCCCGCGCAUGAACGAGAUCUACACCAAACUCGGCGAGGUCUACAACGUCCUGCACACGCUCAAGAAUCUUCUCAGUCUGCCGGAGGACGUGAACUCAUCCAGUGUGGUGGACGCUGUCGGGCAGCUGUGUGAAUCUCACAACACGACAACAACGCGACAGCUACAACAACUUCUACAGACCGACGACCUCAGUGGGGUUAUACGGCGACUGGAUGAACACUCACAGUUCUUUCCGGCUUUCAAGCAGAUCAUGGUGAAAUUAAUGGAAAUACUAGAUGUUGACAGAAUUGAUCAAGUCAUUCCGGCUGUUCGGGCACUCAAAAUGUUGUCUUCCUGAAAAAGCACAUCAUGUAUUUUUUAUUAUUAUUAUUGUACAUACACUUCUCCGAUUCUAAUUUGCCUCAUAACCAAUGACAAUACCUCACUAUGCAGGGCUUUCUCAAUCUUACACAGCAUACACAAACAUGGAAGCUUGAAACAAAAAAACAACAAACAAAAAAGCUAAUUAUUGUUGGAUAACCAGAUGCAUUUUUUCUUUGGAUUUUUUAAAAGAGUAAAAUACUAUAACUCCAUUUUGUUCGGUUGAUGCAAAUUGAAAUAUAUUUAGUUAAAUAGUUUAUUAUACUAUCAAGUCAUGUA
Messenger RNA from Gigantopelta aegis, 2174 nucleotides. Its product is annotated as centrosomal protein of 70 kDa-like. Gene Ontology annotation, cellular component: centrosome. NCBI's taxonomy places the organism in Eukaryota, Metazoa, Mollusca, Gastropoda, Neomphalida, Peltospiridae. Gene Ontology annotation, molecular function: gamma-tubulin binding. The coding region runs from base 43 to 1872 and encodes 609 amino acids. The transcript is spliced from 19 exons. Gene Ontology annotation, biological process: regulation of microtubule cytoskeleton organization; cilium assembly. The record is from RefSeq and is a predicted model, not a curated record.